This is a messenger RNA of Aspergillus saccharolyticus JOP 1030-1, 2965 nucleotides long. Its product is annotated as snoRNA-binding rRNA-processing protein PWP2. Gene Ontology annotation, biological process: ribosomal small subunit assembly; maturation of SSU-rRNA from tricistronic rRNA transcript (SSU-rRNA, 5.8S rRNA, LSU-rRNA). NCBI's taxonomy places the organism in Eukaryota, Fungi, Ascomycota, Eurotiomycetes, Eurotiales, Aspergillaceae. The record is from RefSeq and is a predicted model, not a curated record. Gene Ontology annotation, molecular function: protein binding. Bases 53 to 2764 code for a protein of 903 amino acids. Gene Ontology annotation, cellular component: small-subunit processome; Pwp2p-containing subcomplex of 90S preribosome. The transcript has 5 exons.
UUGAAGACUAGGCGAAGGCUUGCUGCGGUUUAAACGGAUCCGGUUGCCGACAAUGAAGACGGAUUUCAAGUUUUCCAACCUACUGGGGACGGUUUAUCGCAAAGGUAAUCUGCUCUUCACACCUGAUGGCAAUUCUCUGCUCUCCCCGGUGGGCAAUCAGGUCUCGGUCUUCGACUUGGUUCAUAACACUUCCUAUACUCUUCCCUUCGCACAUCGCACCAAUAUCGACCAUCUGGCACUCUCCCCGAAUGGAAAGCUCCUUUUAACAAUCGACGAGAAUGGCCGCGCCAUCUUGACCAAUUUCCCGCGCAGAAUUGUGAUUCACCACUUCUCUUUCAAGGGCCGCGUCUCCGCCCUCAAGUUUGCCCCGUCCGGUCGGUUCUUCGCCGUGGGUGUAGGAAGACGGCUACAGUUUUGGAACACACCCACAACGCCCGGAGUCGAUAACAAUGGAGAAAUUGAGUUCGCGCCAUUCGUUCUACACCGCGAUCUUGCCGGCCAUUUUGAUGUGAUCCAACAUCUUGAAUGGUCGAGUGACUCCCGCUUCCUGAUCACAGCCUCCAAGGAUUUGACCGCCCGGAUAUGGAGUUUGGACCCGGAAGAGGGCUUUGAGCCCACCACGCUGGCUGGCCAUCGUCAAGGGGUUAAAGCCGCUUACUUUUCCGCCGACCAGGAAUCAAUCUACACAAUCAGUUCCGAUGGAGCUGUUUUCCGAUGGGAAUACGUCACGAAGAAGGAUCCGGAAACCAUGGAAGAUAUUGCGGACGCGCGUUGGAGGAUUGUCAAGAAGGACUUCUUCAUGCAAAACGAUGCCAAGGUCAACUGCGCUGCCUUCCAUGCGCCCACGAAUCUUUUGGUUGUUGGGUUCUCUAACGGCUUGUUCGGGCUAUAUGACAUGCCCGAGUUCAAUCAAAUCCAUCAAUUGAGUGUCUCUCAAAGCAACAUUGACUGCGUGAUCAUCAACAAGUCGGGUGAAUGGCUGGCAUUCGGAUCCUCUCAACACGGGCAAUUACUGGUGUGGGAAUGGCAGUCCGAAUCAUACAUCUUGAAACAACAAGGUCACUUAGAUUCUAUGAACACUUUAACCUAUUCUCCUGACGGUCAAAGAAUUGUGACCGCAGCAGACGACGGAAAGAUCAAGGUCUGGGAUGUCAAAUCUGGCUUCUGCAUUGUGACCUUCACCGAACAUACAAGCGGUGUCACGGCAUGCGAAUUCUCCAAGAAAGGAAAUGUUCUGUUCACAGCAUCUUUGGACGGUUCCAUUAGAGCAUGGGAUCUUAUUCGCUAUCGAAACUUCCGGACUUUCACUGCUCCGACGCGGUUGUCUUUCUCUUCACUCGCUGUUGAUCCCAGCGGCGAGGUUGUUUGUGCCGGCUCUCCGGACUCGUUCGAUAUCCAUGUCUGGUCCGUGCAAACGGGACAAUUGCUCGAUCAACUCGCCGGUCAUGAGGGUCCCGUCUCGGCCCUCUCAUUUGCAGCCGACGGUAACCACUUGGUGAGUGGUAGCUGGGAUCACACGGUUCGGAUUUGGAGCAUCUUCGGCCGUACGCAGACGAGUGAACCCCUUCACCUGCAGGCCGAUGUUCUGGACGUUGCUUUCAGACCUGAUGGCAAGCAGGUUGCAGCAUCGAGUUUAGACGGCCAAUUGACGUUCUGGUCUGUUAAUGAUGCUGUACAGAUUGGUGGCGUUGACGGCCGUCGUGACGUCUCAGGAGGACGGAAGACCACUGACCGUCAAACUGCCGCAAAUGCUGCAGGAACGAAGUCCUUCCGUUGCAUCAAGUACAGUGCGGAUGGCAGCUGUAUCCUGGCUGCUGGAAACAGCAAGUAUAUCUGUUUGUAUGAUGUGAGGACUGGAUCGAUGGUGAAUAAAUAUACCGUGUCAGUCAACACUUCCCUCGAAGGCACUCAGGAGAUUCUCAAUAGUCGCAAUAUGACGGAGGCUGGCCCUCGCGAGCUUAUCGAUGAGACAGGCGAGGCUUCAGAUGCGGAAGCGCGCAUAGAUCGCAACCUCCCUGGCGCGAAGCGUGGUGACCCUGGAUCUCGGAAAGUCAGACCGGAAGUUCGGGUCACAGGGGUAGACUUUUCGCCGGCUGGCCGUUCAUUCUGCGCAGCCUCCACGGAAGGUCUUCUCAUCUACAGUCUGGAUAAUGAUGUAGUGUUUGAUCCUUACGACCUGGAUAUUUCGAUCACUCCGUCUAGUAUUAUCGCUACCCUUGACGCCGCCAAGCAGGCCGCAGCGACCGGCCAGACGGAUGAUGACAGCACGUUCCUCAAGGCGUUCAUCAUGGCAUUCCGCCUGAACGAGAAGAAUCUCAUCCGGGCAGUUCAUGAAGCGAUUCCUCCCGCCGAUAUUCCCCAUGUCGUGCGCGCCGUGCCAACUGUUUACCUUCCCCGCCUACUUCGCUUUGUCGCCCAUGCUGCCGAGGAAACUCCACACCUGGAGUUCAACCUGCUGUGGAUUGAGUCUCUUUUCAGCUUCCAUGGUCGCUAUUUCAAGGAGAAUGCGGGAACAUUUGCACCAGAGCUUCGUGCUGUCCAGCGUGCUAUCGAUGAGAUUCACAGUAGCUUGAAGAGACUGACAGACAAGAACAUCUAUGAUCUCAACUUCCUCCUUGCGAAACCUGUGCUUGCAGGCAAGAAGCAGCCUAGUCUUGUUCUGGCUGCUCUCAACGGCGAUGAAGAUGCUGCCACUGGCGGAGACCAGGUCUUGGAAGAUACAGCGGCGGAAGGCGAUGAUGGUGAGUGGAUGGGCCUUGAAUGAAUUGUAUGUCCUGUCUGUGUACCUUUAUACUUCUGUUAUUCCUGUUCUCCUCUGGUCAUGUGUUUGGCCUCGCAUGUGCUCCUGGCGUUGAUUAUGUGGUAUACCUGGAAAGAAAAAAGGGGGCACCAAAAAGUUUGGAGUCUCGAUGAUGCUAUGUUUAUAGGAUAUGUAGCGCAUAUACACCAUAUAAUGAAGAAUCUU